Messenger RNA from Nicotiana tabacum (common tobacco), 718 nucleotides. RefSeq lists its product as uncharacterized. The record is from RefSeq and is a predicted model, not a curated record. Gene Ontology annotation, cellular component: cytochrome b6f complex. NCBI's taxonomy places the organism in Eukaryota, Viridiplantae, Streptophyta, Magnoliopsida, Solanales, Solanaceae.
UUUUCCUUGUCAGCCAACCAUCUCAACACCCCCCUUAUCCAUUGCUCUCAUAUUCACCUCACAAAAAACAAUAUCCAAUGUUCACCCUUUUAUUAUCUCUCUACUUUGGCAAACUUAGAGCACUCCACAAACCAUCACAACCAGGUUGGGGGUCAGAAAACAAUGGCAACAAUGACAACAUUCUCUGCAGCAACAGUAAGUUCACCAGCCAUUCUAGGUACAAGGAUGUCUUCCCAGAAAAGAACCAAAGUGAACUACAUUAAUGGAUUGAACUCAUUUGGAGGACUAAAGGCAAAUAACAAUGUUGCCUCAUUAGGCCUCCCUAUGUGCACUGAGCAAUCUUUUGCAAAGAUUGUUAGCUCAUUGAAAACCCCAUCACAAGCUAAAGGUGGAGCUUUGUCUUCAACCUGCAGUGUUGCUGGUGAGAUUUUCAGGAUUGCUUCCAUUAUCCCUGGCUUGGUUCUCGUUGGAGUUGCUGUUGGUUUUGUCCUCCUCCGGAUUGAAUCUACUGUAGAGGAAGCUGAUUGAAACUUUGGUCUGUUUAACAAUUACUUUUUCCUGCAUCAAGAUUCACUCUCUGUUUUAUCUGUUUAAUUCUCUGUUUUGAUGUAGAAUUUGAUUUGUUUUGGAAAUAUAUAUAAGUUAAACUAAUAAACUAUGGGUUCCCUCUAGAAACUUUGACCCUCUUAAUGUACAAUCAUCUUCUUUUUAAGUGUUA